Messenger RNA from Notolabrus celidotus (New Zealand spotty), 1727 nucleotides. It is a transcript of the gene ssu72, whose product is annotated as SSU72 homolog, RNA polymerase II CTD phosphatase. The record is from RefSeq and is a predicted model, not a curated record. Gene Ontology annotation, molecular function: RNA polymerase II CTD heptapeptide repeat phosphatase activity. Gene Ontology annotation, cellular component: mRNA cleavage and polyadenylation specificity factor complex; nucleus. The transcript is spliced from 5 exons. Bases 234 to 818 code for a protein of 194 amino acids. Lineage: Eukaryota; Metazoa; Chordata; Actinopteri; Labriformes; Labridae. Gene Ontology annotation, biological process: termination of RNA polymerase II transcription.
AAGUGACAUCACUAAAUAAAGCCGUACUCCGUACUCGACGACACUCCGCCAUUUUGACUUCCUGCUUCCAGAGAACAACAGCCCAACAGCGUAGAUUUUUCUCAGGGAAAGCUUUAUUAUUUUGUAAGAUAGGAGUUUGUCUUUUUUAUUUUAGUUUAGUUUCUGGUAUAAAAAAAAAACAACCCUUGUAAGGUUCAGACAGUGUGUCGGUUAGCUUCAGCCAGAGAGACGAAAUGCCGAGCCACCCGCUGCGUGUAGCGGUUGUGUGCUCGAGCAACCAGAACCGCAGUAUGGAAGCGCACAAUAUCCUCAGUAAACGUGGAUUUGAUGUGCGCUCAUUUGGUACGGGGUCUCAUGUGAAGCUACCCGGUCCUGCCCCGGAUAAGCCAAAUGUGUAUGACUUCAAAACAACUUAUGUACAGAUGUACAACGACUUGGUCCGAAAGGACAAGGAACUAUACACACAGAACGGCAUCCUGCACAUGCUGGACCGCAACAAGCGCAUCAAAUCAAAGCCAGAGCGCUUCCAGAGCUGCAAAGACACGUUUGACCUGGUCAUCACCUGUGAAGAGAGAGUCUAUGACCAAGUGGUGGAGGAUCUGAGUUCAAGAGAGCAGGAGACGCUGCAGCCAGUGCAUGUCAUCAAUGUAGACAUUCAGGACAACCAUGAGGAAGCCACGCUGGGCGCCUUCCUUAUCUGUGAGCUGUGUCAAUGUAUCCAGCACACUGACGACAUGGAGAAUGAAAUCGAUGAGCUCCUACAAGAGUUUGAGGACAAGAGCAACAGGCCUUUUCUUCACACUGUCUCUUUCUACUGAUACAAAAAUAGACAUUUGCAAUAAAUACAGACCUAGAUCAGAAGCAAUCAAACAAUAGCAUAAAGACACACACACACACACACACACACACACACACACACACACACACACACACACACACACACACACACACACACACACACACACACACACACACACACACACCAUAAUGCAGGACAAACAAAUUGUGUGCUUGCAGAGACACAAUCAUUCUCUCACACACAGAGUUUGGGUCAGGACCUAACAAACAGCUGCUGUCAGACAUAUUGGUGAUGAUGGGUUUUUCCUCUAUGCAGAGGACCAACUCGCUGCUCCCGCUCUGCCUUUAUUUCUCUGGAACAAGGUCAGGCCAAGCUCUUCUCUCCACCCCAGUCCAGUGAAAUCACUCAACCAUGUCUCCUCAGGGAGAGCCAUAGCACCCACAACCCUAAUCCAACGACUCUUACAAAUACUUCUGCUUUUGUUCAGUACAGCAUAUUGAUGCUGACUUAUUUUGUUCAGAUUAUAUAAAAUUGUAACUCAUAUAGACAUAUAAGUCAGAUUUUUAUUGCUGACCUGAAACAGUUUAAAUGUGUUCAUUAGGUUUGACAGGGAUAAGAAUUGAUUAAACUGAAUGUGUGUUUCUGUGCGACUAUGUGAUGUAGAUUAGUUAGAUUUAAGUUAAAGUGGGUGGGCUAAUGAUGAAUAACCAAACCUGGACCUCUCAGAGGUUCUCCAAUGUGUUUCCAAAAUAAUUUGUUGAUUCUUAUUUAAACUUGGAUAUGCUAUUUUUCAGGGCAUAGUAUUUUUUCUUUUGUAAAUGUUAAAAGAAUUGAAGCAUUGUAAUUCUUUGCGAACUGCAAGCUCAGCUCAGAGUGCCUGAUAUUUCUGUAUGUACAUACGAAUUCACUAAAAGAGAAUCAUCUUCAA